Messenger RNA from Necator americanus (New World hookworm), 540 nucleotides. RefSeq lists its product as uncharacterized. Bases 1 to 540 code for a protein of 179 amino acids. The transcript has a single exon. Lineage: Eukaryota; Metazoa; Nematoda; Chromadorea; Rhabditida; Ancylostomatidae. The record is from RefSeq and is a predicted model, not a curated record.
AUGCUGAACAACAGUGGCAGCUACGAGAGUGAUAUACGUCAUAGAUCAGCUAAGGUGAAUAGCUUUGCCAUCGAUGACAUCAUGCGAAGAACAGUCGAUCAUUGUCCUGCCGUCAUCGCGUUAGCAUCAUCAAGGUCCCCCUUGACUGAUCUCGAGCAUGCCGACGAUGUUGUUAUAUUCGCGGAAUACAGUACAAAACUUAAGCAUAUUGUCAUCCUUGUAAAGAAGAUGGCUGCAGCCUAUGGACUACGUCUACGCCCUGAUGAAUGCAAGCAGAUGUGGAUCUCUUCGAGACCUAGAACGGGAAUCAGGGUGAACGGACCACCGAUAGAACUCGUCGAUGAGUUCUGUUACCUGCGCUGUACGCUGAAGAACAACGGCAGCUACGAGAGAGAUGUUCAGCAAAGAUGCGCUAAGGCCACUUCUGCAUUUAACUCCUUAACGAAAUGCCUGUGGUCGACCGACUCCCGUCACCAACGAAGGCAAGCUGCGAGUCUACCUAUUUGCAAUUCGCCCCAUCAUGAUCGGAGGCUUCGGUAG